Molecule: messenger RNA, 2121 nt
Organism: Dufourea novaeangliae
Lineage: Eukaryota; Metazoa; Arthropoda; Insecta; Hymenoptera; Halictidae
Product: probable ATP-dependent RNA helicase DDX43
Exons: 11
Coding region: 132-2048 (638 amino acids)
Molecular function (GO): RNA helicase activity; ATP binding; RNA binding
Source: RefSeq, a predicted model, not a curated record
AAUAUAUGUACAUACAUCAGUAUUUGUACUUACAGAAUAAAAGUAUUUUACAAUACUAUUAGACUUUAAAAUAGAUUAAUUAUCUUCUGUUGAAUUACAGUACUUUUGUUUGCGUAAUUAAUAAUCACAAAAUGGAUACUAAUCGAAAGAAUUUUGGAAAUUCAUCCCACUUUUCAAAAAGCUACACUCAAAGUUCAAGAUACAGCGACGGGGAUGGACGACGAAGAAGUAAUUACUCUAAGAAAAGGGAAAAUCUGUCUUAUGAUUCUAUCCAUGAUAGUUUUGAUGAUAAACUGGAGAAAUUUAUCAUACACAUUGAAACAGACAAAGUGGGAAAACUAAUUGGAAGAAGUGGAUCGAAUAUUAGAGAAUUGCAAGAUAAAACAAAUACAAAGAUUCAAGUUGAUCGAUCAACUGGAAACGAUACAACUGCUGUAACUAUAAUUGGUUCCAAAGAAGCACAGGAACAAGCAAAACAAUUGAUUGAAGAAUCAUUAAUGGAUUCUUCGUAUUUACUAUCAAAAAAAGAGGGGCAAGAAAAGCAACAAAAUAAUGAAUCACAAAUUGAUUUUAAUAACUUUGACUGGUCUCAAGCUAGUCAGAAAUGUGAUGACUUUCAAAAAGAAAAAUGGUCAAAACUUGUUCCUAUUAUAAAGAAUUUUUAUAAAGAGCAUCCAGAUGUUACUAACAUGACAAAAGAACAGGUAGCUCAUAUCAGGCAAAUAAAUAAUAACAUAGAAGUAAGAUAUAUGUUUGAUGAACAAGAGAAACAGUCACAAGUGUUUGAUAUACCCAAUCCUAUUGAAACAUUUGAACAGGCUUUUGAGAGUUACUCAGAUAUACUGGAAGAAAUAAGGAAGCAGGGUUUUGUUAAACCAAGUCCCAUACAGUGUCAGGCAUGGCCUGUACUUCUCAGUGGUAAAGAUCUUAUUGGUAUUGCACAAACAGGCACAGGAAAAACAUUGGCGUUUCUGCUACCAGCUUUGAUUCACAUAGAAGGACAAGAAACACCACGGUCAGAGCGAAAUGGUCCUAAUGUCCUUGUUAUGGCUCCAACAAGAGAGUUGGCAUUACAAAUUGAAAAAGAAGUGAACAAAUAUUCUUACCAUGGUAUAAAAGCGGUAUGUGUGUAUGGAGGUGGCAGUCGUAAAGAACAAGUAAAUAUGGUCUUAAAGGGAGUCGAAAUAGUUAUUGCAACUCCUGGCAGAUUAAAUGAUCUUGUUGAAGCGAAUAUUUUAAAUAUUUCGUCCGUCACGUACCUUGUAUUAGAUGAAGCUGAUCGUAUGCUUGACAUGGGUUUUGAACCACAAAUUAGAAAAACUUUGUUAGAUAUUAGACCAGAUCGUCAAACAGUUAUGACAAGUGCUACAUGGCCCCAAGGCGUAAGACGUUUGGCUCAGUCGUAUAUGCAAAAUCCAAUACAGAUAUUUGUUGGAUCUCUUGAUUUGGCUACUGUACACACUGUAGUACAGAAGAUUUACAUAAUCGAUGAACCAGAAAAAAUAGAUAUGAUGCAUCAGUUUUUCCGUGAAAUGGGUCCUAAGGACAAAGUGAUAGUAUUCUUUGGAAAAAAGUCUAGAGUUGACGAUAUAGCGAGUGACUUAGCUUUACAAGGUAUGAAUUGUCAGAGUAUACAUGGAGGGAGAGAACAAUCUGACAGGGAACAAGCAUUAGAGGAUUUAAAAACUGGAGAAGUCCAAAUACUGCUUGCAACGGACGUAGCCAGUCGAGGAAUUGAUAUUGAAGAUGUCUCGCAUGUGCUAAAUUAUGAUUUUCCUCGAGAUAUAGAAGAGUAUGUUCAUCGAGUUGGUCGUACUGGUCGCGCUGGGCGUACAGGAGAAAGCAUAACAUUCAUGACAAGGAAAGAUUGGUCUCUUGCCAGACAACUAAUUAAUAUUUUAGAAGAAGCUAAUCAGGAAGUUCCUGUGGAAGUGUAUAAAAUGGCUGAUAGGUAUGCAGCAUGGAAGGAAAAACGAGCACAAGAGAAACAAUUUGAACGACCAGACAGAUCUGAUUAUUCAAACAGAAGGAGCAAUAGAAGAUGGUAAUCUAUGGAAAUUAUGCUUGAAUCAAUCAUUGUAUGCAAAUUUGUGUGCAUGAAAUCUUCUUAAGUUAGUUACU